Molecule: messenger RNA, 7660 nt
Organism: Salvelinus fontinalis (brook trout)
Lineage: Eukaryota; Metazoa; Chordata; Actinopteri; Salmoniformes; Salmonidae
Product: calcium-independent phospholipase A2-gamma-like
Exons: 12
Coding region: 3698-6583 (961 amino acids)
Biological process (GO): arachidonate metabolic process
Cellular component (GO): membrane
Source: RefSeq, a predicted model, not a curated record
AGACGUUUCAGGGGGUGUAUCACCAGAGAGGAAGAGCAUAGUUACUAUUUGGUGUCACCGUUUUCUGUGUAGAUUGCUCGGGUAUAAGACAUUCCGUUAGCUGAGGUGAGGCCAAUGACUAUAGUAGACAAUUGGCGUUCCCUCAAGUCACGUCAUUGGCCAACAUCGGGACUACAGAUCCCAGAAUGACCUGCGACCACGUUUGUUAUCAAACAUGCUAAAAUGUUGUUGUUAGCUAGUCGUUAGCCAGCAGCUGUCCAAAUAUACUUCCUUCGUUGUUAUUUUAUCUUAAUUAGCUAAGAAACAAUUACAUGAGCCUACUCUUACCUGCCAUGAAAAACGUUAGCUUCCCUAUAGCAAUGCUGAAACUAAGUACCAUUAGCUAAACUAUCAACAAUGCUAUCAUUUUGAACUAGCUACAUUGCAGUUGUGUAACGUUUGGAUUUUAGUGUCUGCCAGUGUUAUUGAGAAUCACAGCUUGCCUGAAUUGGACCAUCCUCUGCUGUUUGACUGUUGCUUCUGUUAGUGCGGUGGCUGCCACAGAAUGCUGUCUACUGUGAGGACAUUGUUGGCUAGAAUAUCCAGUAGUGUGAGUUCAAGGUCUGUGAUUGGUUUGACACGACCUCUCUGCAGCCAUCGGACCUAUUCAACGGACCCUGCUGCUGUCAGGGUGCUAUAUGAUGGAGAAUGCCCCAUAUGUGUUAAAGAGAUCCAAUUCCUGCAGUAUCUGCAGAGAAACCGACCAGGGAAAGUCGACUUUGUGGACAUCUCCCUGCAAUGCUUCAAUGAAGAGAAGUAUGGGGGAAUCAGCUAUGAGAUGGCCAUGGACGAGAUGCACGUGAUUGAUGAGAAUAACAAGGUUCACCGUGGAGUUCCAGCCUUUACAGUCAUGUACAGUGCUGUUGGUUUAGGCUGGCUGGGCCGCUUCAUGUCAUGGCCUCUCGUUAGACCCGUCAUGGACAAAGCCUAUGCAAUCUUUGCUAAAAACCGCCUGAAAUGGACCGGACGGGAAGACUGUACUACAGGACGCUGUGUGAAGAAAGAACCUUGACAUGGAGGUUAAAAACUAAAAUUAUAAAAACUAACCCGUAAACAGAGGAGACAGCACCUCAUUACAGUCAAUAUAAACUCUAUUUCCUCUUUAUAUCAGGUGCACUUGGGCACUGAGUUCCACCACUGACUGAAACUUAGUAAUAGAGCUUGCACUCCUUUUGCUGGAACACAUGCAGGAAAUGUACACUAUAUAAAUGCCCUUCUAGCCUCAUCUCUUUUUGCCAUACAGACAUUCUUUCCAUCUGAAAUCUUCAGGCAUAACUACUUAAAGCUAUCACUAGAUGGCAUCCUUAUCUGAGACAAGGCUAUUGAAUAGGUCCCAGUACAUUUAAAUGUAUUGUUUGCAAAUCAGCCAUGAAUAAAUAAUUUGCUAUGAUCAUCAACCAUUUUCAAGUUGGCAUGUUUUUUCAUUAGGUUGUUUGACACAAAGGAUGAAUAAUACAGUUACAGAGAUGGUAUAAUAUUGUAUGUUAGUUUGUAUAUUUCUUAGUCAUUCACUACCUAAUGGUCAUUCAAAAGUAAAUAUUGUUGAAAAUCCUCCCAAAAUGAUGUUGAGGAUCGUCCUGAGAAAAUAACUCAAGAUAAAGUUAACUUUGAUGCCUCAACAAUAUCUUUCUGAUUUUCAGAGUGCUCAAGGAGUCUCUGUGCAUCAUGUGCCUGACAAACUUUGAGAUACUUAGUGAUGUUCUAUGUUGUUUACUAAACAUGGACCCAGUAUGUGACAAGGUUAUUUUAGGUUGGUUGUAGAUAUAUAUAUUGGGAUAUAUAUGAGUUGGGCUCUUGCCUAUGCACUUGUUGACCUAUAUUGCUUUACAGAUCAGGCUAAUGCAAAUUUACAGUGCAUUCGGAAAGUAUUCAGACCCCUUGACUUUUUCCUUAUUUUGUUACGUUAUUCUAAAAUUGAUUAAAUUGGUUUUUCCCUCAUCAAUCUACACACAAUAUCCCCAAAUGACUAAGCAAAGACAGGUUUAUAGAAGUAAAAAAAAAAAAAAAAAAAAAAUGAAAUAUCACAUUUACACAAGUAUUCAGACCCUUUAUUCAGUACUUUGUUGAAGCACCUUUGGCUGCGAUUACAGCCUCAAGUCUUAUUGGGCGUAACACUACACGCUUGGCACACCUGUAUUUGGGGAGUUUGUUCCAUUCCUCUCUGCAGAUCCUCUCAAGCUCUGUCAGGUUGGAUGGGGAGCGUCGCUGCACAGCUAUUUUCAGGUCUCUCCAGAGAUGUUAGAUCGGGUUCAAGUCCGGGCUCUGGCUGGGCCACUCAAGGACAUUCAGAGACUUGUCCCAAAGACACUCCUGAUCUCACAGUCCCUGCCACUGAAAAAUAUCCCCACAGCCUGAUGCUGCCACCACCAUGCUUCAUCACUAUUGGCCAGGUGAUGAGCGGUGCCUGGUUUUCUGCCAGAUGUGACGCUUGACAUUCAGGCCAAAGAGUUCAAUCUUGGUUUCAUCAGACCAGAUCAUCUUUACUCAUGGCCUGAGAGUCCUUUGGGCUGUCAUUUGCCUUUUACUGAGGAGUGGCUUCCGUCUGGCCACUCUACCAUAAAGGCCUGAUUGGUGGAGUGCUGCAGAGAUGGGAGAACCUUCCAGAAGGACAACCAUCUCCACAGAGGAACUCUGGAACUCUUUCAGAGUGACCAUUGGGUUCUUGGUCACCUCCCUGACAAAGGCCCUUCUCCACGAUUGCUCAGUUUGGCCGGGCGGCCAGGUCCUGGUGGUUCCCCAGAUUUAUGACUUCACACAAUCCUGUCUCGGAGCUCUAACGACAAUUCCUUCGACCUCAUGGCUUGGUUUUUGCUCUGACAUGCACUGUCAACUUUGGAACCUCAUAUAGCCAGGUGUGUGUGCCUUUCCUAAUAAUUUCCAAUCAAUUAAAUCUGCCACAGGUGGAUUCCAAUCAAGUUGUAGAAAUAUCUCAAGGCUGAUCAAUGGAUACAAGAUGCAUCUGAGCUCAGUUUUGAGUCUCAUAGCAAGGGUCUGAAUACUUUCUGAAUGCACUGUACAUAGCAAAUAUUUGGAAUGUAAAUUUUAACAAUGCUAGUGAAAUAGGAACUAUACACUGUACGUUUUUCAGUCUGAGAAGCUCUGCAUACUGUCAAUAUUAUGUUAGUUCUGAGAGGCGUAACAAAACAUCACUUGACACCCACAUCUGUCUAAAAUAUGUACUGGCUAGAAUGGAAGUUGUGACUUUCAACUCACUCUGAAAUCCCUAUCGCCCCUUCUCUUUAUUUAGACAUCUACUCCAUGUACUUCACAGCCUGUAGUCAGUCAGUGGUAACAGCAGGUGACCUUAAGCAGAGGGAUCUGCGGUCUUAAAGAGGAUUGGUCAGUCAGAGGGCUGCUAUGCCCAACCCUCUGCUCAGACCAGCCAAUAGUAUACAGACCCUACAGGAAGGUAGGAUGAGAUUAAGCAUCAAAACAGAAACAGUGUUGGUUCUUUUGAAGAGUUGCCCUGCAGGACAUCUAAUAAGAAACUGUUUCAGGAUAGAGAGCAAAACAUUAAAGGAAGCAAGCGGAGGAUAACAGGAGAAGAGUUGCCCCAGGGACCAAAUGAUUCUGAUAUCUAAGCCUAAGCCAAUACAGGCCCAGCUCCUAGCCCACCGUUGGUUGUCUUUGUCUCCAGCCGGCUACAUCCAAGCUAAAGAUGGGUCGGUUCCGCAACAUAAACCUGUGUGUGAGUCACCUGGGAGGGAGGACGUUAAGACUGUUCUGCAAGCUCAGGUACCUCAUAACCAUCCUUAGAACCUUCCCUCACCUGGCCAAGACACCCCUAGCCUUGGACUUCCGUAGCUGCUCCUUGCCUUCCUCUCCCCUGCCUCCCAGCUUUGCCAGGAAAGGAGCCCCUAAGAGCUUGAGGUUCAAGCACAUGAGCUUGACCGCUGAGUACCUCCUUGGGGGUGGUACCAGAGGGAUGAUAUACUCCCAGGCGGCCCGUGUCUACUCAACCUCUAGUAGGGAUGUGUUGAAGGCUGAGGCCCCCAUCGGGGUCCUUCAGGAGGACAGCCUUCAGGAGGACAGCCAGACACCCUUUCAGUUGAGCAUGCUUUGUCUGGGUGAUUCGUUUAAUCGCCUCUCCAGACACAUCAAUAUUUACUUCAAGAGAAAGGAUGUGACCCAGCUGUCCUCUGUUGCUGGGAAUGUGGGGUUUGUCGUCACAACUCAGGAGAAUCUGGGCAGCAGGCCACAGAGGCGUAGUCAAAGUAACAGGGUAGCCAGGGAGAGAAGAGCAUCGGAGGACAGUGAGACAACAACACAGCAGCCUUUGGAAAAUGAAAACGAUCUUGAGACGUCAGACAGCCAGACAGAGACAAGCUCCGCCCCCCUGCGAUAUGGUGGACUGCAGUUAUUUCACAUCAGUUCCAUUGCCACCAGGUUUGGAGAAAGUUACAGUUAUGUUGCUCAUCACAUAAACUCAUCACAUGAACACCUAAAGUCAGUGUUCACCAAAGGUUUGGCACAAGACGUCCUAGGUUCAACUCUGGAAGAAACUCUGGAGGAUCUGGCUUCAAGCAGAGUGUCGACCAGGAGGAUGAGGAGGAGGAAAACAAUAAAAAUCAGUUACAUUGAAAGUGUAAAGGAAACUGAAGCGGCUCAUUUAAAGACUAGUGCAGCUGUAGCUCAGACCACAGCCAUUCAGAAACCAGCCAUUGAAAGUGCUGAUAUCUCCAACAACUGGGAGGGAGAGGCAGAGGGCUACCUUCACUUUGCCCAGCACGUCAACAGAUACUUUGGAGCCAAAACGGUUACAGACGAAACUGAACUACCACCACCUCAAACAGAACAUCUGGUUGCGGACCACAUGCCAAACAGCAGGACGUAUCAACAGCAGUGUUCUAAAUCUUCUACUUACAGACAUGAACAAUCACCCACAGGGCUAAAGCAGGAAGAUCCACCCAUCCGUCCCAAAUCCCUUUUCCACAUCAGUAACAUCACAACCAGUUUCGGUGAGAACUAUGCAUACAUGGCUAAUUACGUCAACAGCUAUUUCAAAGGCAGCUAUGAUGCCGUGGAGGAGGAGGAAUUAGAAAGAGGUCCCAUCGAGGAACGCAGGGGAGAAUGGGAGAUGGAGUAUGGAUCCGUAAGGGUCCCGAAACCACAGCCUGCUGUAUCCUUCAUGGAGUGCCUUCUCAAUCCCAGUAGUGCCAUCCCCAGCCUCCUGGGGGGGUAUCUGGGGGGCUCCUGGGCUCAGAGCAACCAGGCCCAGCCUGCCUCUAUGCUCAGUGAGGCCACACUUAGAAGAAUGGUGAUGGGCAGGAGACAAGCAGAGGAGAUGACCCGUGCUUUGGUGUUCAGUCUACAACAGGCCUUCUCUCCUGAGGCCAUCACCGAAGUUGUCGAUGAGCUCAACACACACCUCAUCCGACACCCAGGAUGCAAAGCAGUGGUCUGGCAGGAGAAAGCUGCUGUUCAGCUCUUAAGACAACGGCGCAGCCAUAGAGAAGACCAGGAACUUCAGUGUGUCAUUAGGGAAACCUUGGCUCUGAUUGGCUAUGUGGAUCCAGUCAAAGGUCGUGGAAUCCGAGUGCUCUCAAUCGAUGGUGGUGGAACAAGAGGGGUGGUGCCACUGCAGGUCCUCAAGCAGCUGGAAGCGGAAACAGGCAAGCAGGUUCACCAGCUGUUUGACUACAUCUGUGGAGUGAGCACAGGGGCAGUGUUGGCCUUCAUGCUUGGCCUGGCCCGUUUCUCUCUAGAGGAGUGUGCAGAUAUGUACCGUCGUUUUGGCUCGGAUGUGUUCCGUCAGAACCCCUUGGUGGGCACAAUGAAGAUGGGCUGGAGUCACUCCUACUACAGCACCGAGACCUGGGAGAUGAUACUGAGAGAGAAGAUGGGCGACCAAGUUCUGAUUAAAACAGCCAGGGAUGAGUUGAGCCCCAAGGUGUCAGCCGUGAGCGCCGUGGUGAACUGGGGGACCAGUCCCAAGGCCUUUAUCUUCAGGAACUACAACCACAGCCCAGGCCGUCUCAGCCGCUACGCAGGGGGGUCUGGGUACCAGAUGUGGCAGGCGGUGAGAGCGUCGUCCGCCGCCCCGGGAUACUUCCAGGAAUUCCCCUUACACAGUGACAUCCAUCAGGAUGGUGGCCUCAUUCUAAACAACCCUUGUGCCCUCGCCGUCCACGAGAGCCGUCUCCUGUGGCCCAACCAGCCUUACCAGUGUGUCCUGUCGCUCGGCACCGGUCGCUAUGACAAUGCUAAGCGGAGCCCGGGCACCUCCACCAGCCUGCGUGCCAAGAUCAACCACCUGAUUUGCAGUGCCACCGACACAGAGGGGGUCCACACCCUCCUGGACGACUUGCUGGCCCCAGACGUCUACUUCAGGUUCAACCCCAUGCUGAGUGCCGAGGUAUCCCUGGAUGAGAGCAGCAUCAGGGCCAUGGAGCAGCUGCAGGCUGACACCCAGGUCUACCUGGACAGGAACAAGCCCAAGAUGGCCAGGCUGUGUAAGGUGCUGGGGCAGGAGCGCACUGCUCUGAGCCACACCAAGGACUGGGUCAGUGAGAGAGCCUGGGAGAUGCAGCAGAGCUGGGUUUGAGGGUCCUAGGUCACAGGUUAGGUUUUAUUACUCAGUGCCUGUAGUUUUAUACCCUGUUUUUAUUUUGAAAACGUUGGAGCAAACUCUUCCUUCCUCCCAAAUGCACACAUACACCUUUCUGUUUAAAUGACUGUGUAAGUUCGUGUUUCUAUAUAUGAACACCAAAAUGAAGAAAUACAUUGUUGGAUCUCUGUUAAUCCAUGCAAAGGGCUCUGUCUGUCAUGCAUUUAUGUAUGCAAAAUCAAAACUGCAUAGUAAUUUAUAUAUAUUCAGUACUGUAUAUGUAUUGGUAUGAAUGAGGAUGCACUCCUUUAUGGAGUAAGAUUUACUGUGAAUCCAAUGGCUGGAAUAUUGUUAAGUGUAUUUGCACUUCCAGAUCUGGGUUCUAACACUAUUUAGGGUAUUUCAAUUACUUUUAAAGACAUGUGGAAGUAAGUAUUUCAUUUUUUGGAAAAACAAAUUUAAGACAAGUAGUUGAAUAUUAAAAUUUAUUUGGAAAUACACUUGGAAAGUAUUUGAAAAUACUCAAAUACACUCCCAUUCAUUUAACUGAGGUAUUUGAAAAUACUUUCAAGCAGAAGGCUAUUUAUAUGGAAUCAUUUGAAAAAUAAUUCCAGUAGAAGUAGUUGAUUCCGGCCACGUUAUUUGAAAAUACUCAAAUACACAGAAAAUAAGUAUUUAAAUGACAUGUAUUUGAACCCAGGUCUAGCACUGACCGUAUAUUGAAGAUGUUUGCACUGAGGGAAUUCGUGUAGCUGCUAGUGAUAUGUGUUAUCUCAUAUUAUUAUAACAUUUUUGUAAAUGUUAAAUCUAUUUAUAUAUUAUUUAAAACACAUUAUUAUGGAAAAAUUAUAUGCUGUGUUUUGUAAAAUGCCUCAUCCUCUUAAAAGCUCUGGAGUGUACAGCAAACUUGUCCCUCGCAUAAUUGUGAAAUAUCUGCCCUCAUGAUGUGCUCAGCUGAGGCCUUUACAUUCAAGUAAUAACAUAUCUAUCUUCUCAGACCCAGUAAUUCCCCACCCAGACUUGGAUUGGAGUUGGUGAUGUAACAAUUGAGCAAUUAAAAAGCAACUUGUCAUG